Messenger RNA from Mytilus trossulus (common blue mussel), 2016 nucleotides. RefSeq lists its product as uncharacterized. The record is from RefSeq and is a predicted model, not a curated record. Lineage: Eukaryota; Metazoa; Mollusca; Bivalvia; Mytilida; Mytilidae. Gene Ontology annotation, biological process: protein monoubiquitination. Bases 74 to 1780 code for a protein of 568 amino acids. Gene Ontology annotation, molecular function: zinc ion binding; ubiquitin protein ligase activity. The transcript is spliced from 2 exons.
CAGAUAUUGGAUAUUUUACUUCUCUGUGCGAAUUCCUUUCUGUAUUAAUGCCCGUGAAGUAAGAGAAAUAAAAAUGGCUUCCUUUGUCAACCACUAUUGUACAAUUUGCAAUGAUGAUGAAAUAACGAAGAUAGCAGUAACGUGGUGCACCGAAUGCGAGGUAUUCUUUUGCGAAAACUGUGAAAAACCUCACAAAAGGCUGAAACUCUCGAAAAGCCAUAAAACCAUAUUAAUUGAAGAUUACCAAAACAUACCUACAUUCAUCAAAGAAAUUAGUAUCCAGUGCAAAGACCACAAGAAGAUGUUUGAACUUUACUGUUCUUUCCAUGACUCUCCCUGUUGUGUACAAUGCCUUACUGAUAAACAUCAAAGAUGUCAAGAAAUGAAACCCUUGUCAGAUAUCAUACAGCAAGUCAAAUCAUCUGCCUUCGGCCAAAACCUUGAAACAGAUUUGAAAGAUGUAAAGGAAAACUUAAUAAACUCAGUUAAAUACAUAAAAAGCAGGAUAAGUACAAAUAAUAUUCAAAAAACGAAAGCAGUUGAGGAUAUCCGGUUCAUGAGGAUGUCGAUUGAUAAUUACCUAAACCAGUUAGAGCAGAAACUACUCGAUGACUUGGAGUCUAAACAUUCAAAGCUGCAAUUAAGCAUGGACACUUUAGUACAACAAAUAGAACAGCGAGCAAGUCAAAUAGACCAAUUGCAGAGCAAGUUAACUGAUUUGAUACAAUAUGGAACUGAUUUACAAAUAUACAUUUGUUUGAUUGAUAUUGAUAAAUCGUCAUCACGAAUAGCCAAUUUCAUUGAAGAUUUGGAACGAGGAGAUAAUUUGAGCGAAAAGAAUUUGAAUAUUACCCUUUCAUCUGAUCUUCAAUCUAUUAUAGAAGAUGUUAAGUCAUUUGGGGAUAUUGCUAUUAGUAUAAGCCCUCCAACUCUACAAGUUAAGACCAGAAAAAAGGGCCAAGCGCAACAAUUAGUUCCAAACAUUACUGAUAUUGAACAAAUUAAGCCAUUUUGGAUGUAUGUAAUGACGAUUCCAAAAUUUCCUUUACUCAUUAAGGCUUGUGUAGUAUUACCUGAUGAUACAUUUAUGAUACUGGAAGAUAUGCAGCUACUACUGUUCAGUAACAACGUCUGCUUUGUGAGAAAAAUACAUACAUUCAGAGAUUGUCCGUAUGAUGCCUGUUAUGCUAGAACAAAUAUAGUGGCAGUAGCCUUAGGGUCAGCAAAAAAGAUCGCACUGGUUGAUAUAGAAAAGAAUAAAAUUAUCAAAAUAGUUAGAAUUUCUCAUAACUGUGAUGGAGUAGGAGUGGAUGAUAACAGGAUGGUCGUCAGCAGUGAUCAGAAAAGUACCUUAAUAAAUUUGCAUGACAUGUGCUGUACAAUCUUACAAGAAGUGAGAGCAAGCAAUAUAGCAUUAUUCAAAGGGAACAUCUAUGGUAUCCUUGAAAUAAACAAUGCAAGCAGAGUAAGCUGCUACAAAAAUAAUGGAGAACAUAUUUGGACAUUUACACACCAUGAGAUUGAUGGAGCUGUGGGACUAACAUUAGACAGGAAUGGAUUCGUUUAUAUAGCUUCUGCUAGUAACAACAGUAUCAUAGUAUUAUCACCAGACGGCAAAAGAAGUAGUUCAAUACUAUCUGAACACGACGGAAUCAAUUGUCCUAGUUCAAUAGAUAUAAACAAAGAAUCAGGACUGAUGAUGGUGUCAUAUGAUUUAAGUAGUUAUGGGGAUCUUGAGUCUUUUGAUUCAGCUUUUGUCUAUAAAAUCCCUAAUGUGUGAUUGUUUUCAUAUUGAAAAAGGUUUAUUAAUGCAAAGUAUUUAAUGCUAUCGAACAUUGUCCUCCUCUUUAUGUGACCACCGGCAAGUUAUUGAAAAUGCACAUUGUAUUCAUUUUAUAUGAAAUAAAAAGUAUAACAAAUAAUACCGAACUUCGAGGGCUGUUUAAAAAGUAGGAAGUACAUACAAACUGACAAAAUCAAACGUUGUAUCAAAUAAAAUAUUUUCAUAAUACUGUA